GGAGAAAGCAAUCAAGCUUUGAAGAAACAAUGUACUAAUGAAGCUAAGAAGGCAAAAACUAAGUCAGGACCAUCAAAGGAUCCCCAAAGUAUUGCAGCCAAGAAUCGACGUGAGAGGAUCAGUGAAAGGUUGAAGAUACUACAAGAACUGGUACCCAAUGGCUCUAAGGUUGAUCUGGUUACCAUGCUGGAGAAAGCCGUUAGCUAUGUCAAGUUUCUUCAGUUGCAAGUGAAGGUGUUGGCAACAGAUGAAUUUUGGCCUGUUCAAGGUGGGAAAGCUCCUGAUAUUUCUCAAGUAAGAGAAGCCAUUGAUGCAAUACUCUCAUCUCAGAAAGAAAGGAACUCGGGCAAAGUAAAUGGUUAUGGAGAAGAGACUUAAAUUUAGAAUAAUACAGUAUAAUUUAAGGACAACUUUCCAGGCAAAGAAAAGCUUUGUUUUGGAUGUUAGUGAUGUCGAAUGGCAAAAAAAAAGUAACAAAAAAGGAGAAUCUGAGUAGAUAGCAUUAAUAUUUCUUUUUUCUUCCGAAGAUAUUGUAAUGGAAAUUUUCAUUUCUUUAUCUAAUUUGAACUAAGAUGUUCAACGUUAUCUUAGUUU
Messenger RNA from Durio zibethinus, 594 nucleotides. RefSeq names its product putative transcription factor bHLH086. Gene Ontology annotation, biological process: regulation of DNA-templated transcription. The record is from RefSeq and is a predicted model, not a curated record. Gene Ontology annotation, molecular function: DNA-binding transcription factor activity; protein dimerization activity. NCBI's taxonomy places the organism in Eukaryota, Viridiplantae, Streptophyta, Magnoliopsida, Malvales, Malvaceae.